Molecule: messenger RNA, 252 nt
Organism: Trichoplax adhaerens
Lineage: Eukaryota; Metazoa; Placozoa; Uniplacotomia; Trichoplacea; Trichoplacidae
Exons: 3
Cellular component (GO): cytoplasm
Molecular function (GO): ornithine decarboxylase activity
Source: RefSeq, a predicted model, not a curated record
AGUUUUCACGUGGGAAGCGAUUGCCUUACUCCGAUUGCCUAUGAAAAAGGAAUAAUAACGUCUAAGCAAAUAUUUAAAUUAGCUGAGAAAUUUGGCUACCAUUUUAAUUUACUUGAUAUUGGCGGAGGUUUUACAGCUUUUUCAGCCCUAGAAACGACCUUUGCGAAGGCAGCUGCAGUUAUUAGUAAAGCAUUACAGAAAUAUUUCCCUCCGGAGUUGGGUGUUAGAAUUAUUGCUGAACCAGGUUAUUAG